AUGUCGUUUGCUUUGCCCGCUCGUCAGGUCACUUUUGGCCGUUCCAACGUCUCGGCUCAACAACAACAGCUGUAUCAGCAACAGCAGAUUCAGCAACAGGUUCAACAGCAGCAAAAGCAACAACUUCAGCAGCAGCAGGCUCAGCAGAGCGGUGGUCUAGCGUUACCCGGCGGGGCUUACCUUCAGAAACCUACCAAUCCGGCGGGUCCCUCUCCAUUAUCGAACUCUUUUCAGCCUUCAUUGCAGGCUUCACAUCCUCAGACAAACCCAGUACUAGCACAGUCUCAAACUCCACCGUCGACUGUCGGCUCUCCGUCGAAUGCCGUGGCUGGUCCAUCCACUCCAUCUGCCGUCCCUGCUACACCUGCACCGCUGACCCUCGAACAGCAGCAUAUCACUGCUGUCGAAGGCAUUGUGCCCACUCUUCAAAACAUCGUCGCGACGGUCAACCUCGAUUGCCGACUAGACCUCAAAACCAUCGCCUUACAUGCGCGGAAUGCAGAGUACAACCCCAAGCGUUUCGCAGCCGUGAUCAUGCGUAUUCGUGACCCCAAGACUACUGCGCUCAUCUUUGCGUCGGGCAAGAUGGUUGUAACUGGGGCCAAGUCCGAAGAUGAUUCCAGGCUUGCAUCACGGAAAUAUGCCAGGAUUGUACAAAAGCUCGGGUUCGAUGCUAAGUUCUCGGAAUUCAAAAUCCAAAAUAUCGUUGGCAGUUGCGACGUCAAGUUCCCCAUUCGUCUAGAGGGGCUUGCAUACAGCCACGGACAGUUCAGCAGCUACGAACCCGAGCUUUUCCCUGGUCUGAUUUACCGCAUGAUCAAACCGAAAGUUGUUCUUCUAAUAUUCGUAUCUGGCAAGAUCGUUUUGACUGGUGCUAAGGUCAGAGAAGAGAUCUACACCGCAUUCAACACUAUCUACACUGUGUUGUGCGAAUUUCGGAAACCAUAG
Molecule: messenger RNA, 948 nt
Organism: Lentinula edodes (shiitake mushroom)
Lineage: Eukaryota; Fungi; Basidiomycota; Agaricomycetes; Agaricales; Omphalotaceae
Product: TBP-domain-containing protein
Exons: 4
Coding region: 1-948 (315 amino acids)
Biological process (GO): DNA-templated transcription initiation
Molecular function (GO): RNA polymerase II general transcription initiation factor activity; DNA binding
Source: RefSeq, a predicted model, not a curated record